Molecule: messenger RNA, 308 nt
Organism: Zea mays
Lineage: Eukaryota; Viridiplantae; Streptophyta; Magnoliopsida; Poales; Poaceae
Exons: 2
Coding region: 18-302 (94 amino acids)
Source: RefSeq, a predicted model, not a curated record
CGUCUCUAGUAUCCACCAUGAAGUUUGCCAAAUCCAUCUUGGCGACCUCCAUUCAUGCUAGAACAAGUGUGCAUAGUUCUGUGCUUGUUUUCCUCGCUGAUGCGGUUGAGAAGCAACCAAGGGAGGAGUUCCACGUGAGAUGGGGAGGAGCAGCCCCUGGUCGAGUAGGUGGCGACAGUGCCCAUGCUCACAUGUAUCUGCCACGCAGCCGCGUCGCCGGUCCAGCCACGUUGCCGGUCUCAUCACGCCGCGUUGGGCACCUGAGCGCACAACAGCGAGUCGCAUGGCACCGGACGACAUGAGCGAGA